Acanthisitta chloris (rifleman) is the source of this 1053-nucleotide messenger RNA. Its product is annotated as SEC14-like protein 2. The transcript has 11 exons. The annotation marks the transcript as partial. The record is from RefSeq and is a predicted model, not a curated record. Lineage: Eukaryota; Metazoa; Chordata; Aves; Passeriformes; Acanthisittidae. Gene Ontology annotation, cellular component: cytoplasm.
GAGAAGCUGCAGGACGUGCUGCCCUCCCUGCCCUCCCAGGACGACUCCUUCCUCCUGAAAUGGCUCCGAGCACGCGCCUUCGACCUGCCCAAGGCAGAGGCAAUGCUCCGCAAGCACCUCGAGGUCCGCAAGUACAUGGAUGCUGACAACAUCAUUGACUGGGAACCACCUGAGGUGAUCCGGAAGUACAUGGCUGGGGGGAUGUGUGGCUAUGACCGGGAGGGCAGCCCGGUGUGGUACGACAUCAUUGGGCCACUGGAUGCCAAGGGGCUGCUCUUCUCAGCCUCCAAGCAAGACCUGCUCAAGAACAAGUUCCGUGACUGUGAGGUGCUGCGGCGCGAGUGCGAGCAGCAGAGCCAGAAGCUGGGCAAGAAGAUUGAGAUGGUGAUGAUGGUCUAUGACUGUGAGGGCCUGGGCCUGAAGCACCUCUGGAAACCAGCGGUGGACACGUAUGGGGAGCUCCUGUCCAUGUUCGAGGAGAACUACCCUGAGUCCCUCAAGCGCCUCUUUAUUGUGAAAGCCCCCAAGAUCUUCCCUGUAGCCUACAACCUGGUCAAGCACUUCCUGAGUGAGGACACACGCAAGAAGGUGGUGGUGCUGGGAUCCAACUGGAAGGAGGUCCUGCAGCAGUACAUCGACCCUGGGCAGAUCCCAGUGGAGUAUGGGGGCACACUGACUGACCCCGAUGGGAACCCCAAGUGCCUCAGCAAGAUCAACUACGGGGGGGAUGUGCCACAGCGGUACUAUGUGCGGGACCAGCUGGCGCAGCAGUAUGAGCACACGGUGGUGGUCAACCGAGGCUCGUCCCACCAGGUUGAGUAUGAGAUCCUCUUCCCCGGCUGUGUCCUCAGGUGGCAGUUCCGCUCGGAGGGAGCUGACGUGGGUUUCGGGGUGUACCUGAAGACGAAGGUGGGGGAGCGCCAGCGCGCAGGAGACAUGACCGAGGUGUACCCCAACCAGCGUUACAACGCACACAUGGUGCCCGAGGACGGCUCCCUCACCUGCUCCACGCCUGGCAUCUACGUACUGCGCUUCGACAACACCUACAGCUAC